Neltuma alba is the source of this 2462-nucleotide messenger RNA. RefSeq lists its product as uncharacterized. Bases 289 to 2103 code for a protein of 604 amino acids. Gene Ontology annotation, molecular function: deoxynucleoside kinase activity. Lineage: Eukaryota; Viridiplantae; Streptophyta; Magnoliopsida; Fabales; Fabaceae. The transcript has 5 exons. Gene Ontology annotation, cellular component: cytoplasm. The record is from RefSeq and is a predicted model, not a curated record.
UCACCAACGCCAAAAACCCUCAAACCCUUCUCUUUUCGCCAGAAGUUCUGCGGGAAACAGACUACGAUCCCUCUCGUGAGAUCUUCUGCCUCUGACUUACUCGUGAGUUUGCCCUAAAGAAUCAAGUAGCAUUUCGUGACCUCUGUCUAUGAUUUUGUAGAAUCAACAAGCUUCUUUCUCUCUCCCCCUCUCUCAGUGACUAUGCCUUUGUGAGAAAGAUAAUAGACCCUGUUUCUCUCCCUGUUACUCUGAAGGCCCGAACGAAGAGUGAAAUGCUUGGAAGGUGCGAUGCAGAAGUUGCUGCGUCCAAGCUCCUCUGCUCCUAUAAUCUGCACUGUGGGUAGCCCUACUUUGUCUCUCUGUCUUCCCACAGGAAUCCACAGCCUCGCGUUUCAGAAUCGUAAAUAUUCUCACUCCAUUGGCCCCUCAAGCGCCUUUCUCUCUCACUCUUCAUCACGGCUUCCUACAAUGGCUGCUGUUGCUUCAUCCGCUUUGUCUUUGGCUACGGCGCCUAUCAGUAAGGCACACUUUACUUUGAGCUCUGCUCUAUCGUCUGGCUACUUGGCCACUCUGCCUGCUUCUUCGAGGAGUUGCUCCAUCUGUAAGUACGCAAUCAACCAUAGGACGCUAUCUCGAGCAUGGGUUGUGGUUAAAAGUGAAAGGAGUGGGCCACGUGCUGCGUUGUUGCAUUCAGGUUCAGAUGGCUCUUCUCUCUCUGCUUCUGUUCAGGAAAGUUCGAAUUCAGAUGACUCUGUUUUCGGAGAUUCUAGGGAAGAGGGCAAAUGUACGGCUACAUUGUCUUCAUCGGAGGAGAAGCCCGUAAAAUUGAAUAGGCGGCCCAAGGGUUCUUCUAGCAGCAGCUGUGACAUAUCUUCAAAUCCGGAUUUAUUGACGAUUCCGGGUGUGGGUCCGAGAAAUUUGCGAAAGCUGGUAGAGAAGGGUUUUGCUGGAGUUGCCGAGCUCAAGCAACUCUAUAAAGAUAAGUUCUCUGGCAAGCCUAGUGACAAGAUGAUUGAGUAUCUACAGAGUUCUGUGGGAAUCAUCCACAGGAACCAUGCUGAAAGUAUUACUACUUUUAUCAAAAAGAGUGUGGAUGAAGAGUCAGAAGCUAAUUCCUCUGUGCAGUCACCACAGAAAAAUCGGAUUACAUUUUGUGUUGAGGGCAAUAUCAGUGUUGGCAAGACUACUUUUCUUCAGAGAAUAGCUAAUGAAACAAUUGAGUUGCGUGAUCUUGUUGAGGUGGUUCCUGAACCCAUUGACAAGUGGCAGGAUGUUGGACCUGACCACUUCAAUGUUCUGGAUGCUUUCUAUGCUGAGCCACAAAGAUAUGCGUACACCUUUCAGAACUAUGUAUUUGUCACAAGAGUUAUGCAGGAAAGAGAGUCUUCUGGUGGAAUCAAGCCUCUUCGGUUGAUGGAGAGGAGCGUUUUCAGUGACAGGAUGGUCUUUGUUCGAUCCGUUCAUGAGGCCAAUUGGAUGAAUGAAAUGGAGAUCAGCAUUUAUGACUCUUGGUUUGAUCCUGUUGUGUCUUGCUUGCCUGGGCUUAUCCCUGAUGGUUUUAUCUAUCUUAGAGCAAGUCCUGAUACUUGCCAUAAGAGGAUGAAGUUACGGAAGAGAGCAGAGGAAGGUGGAGUCACCCUAGAUUAUCUUUGUAGCCUCCAUGAAAAGCAUGAAAGCUGGUUAUUUCCCUCCCAAAGUGGCAAUCACGGAGUAUUAUCAAUCAGUAAACUGCCCUUGCACAUUGAUAACUCCUUACAUCCUGAUAUACAAGACCGUGUAUUUUAUCUUGAGGGUGAUCAUAUGCAUUCAAGCAUUCAGAAGGUUCCUGCAUUGGUCUUGGACUGUGAACCCAAUAUUGAUUUCAGCAAAGAUAUUGAAGCAAAGAGAGAAUAUGCACGCCAAGUUGCUGAGUUCUUUGAAUUUGUGAAGAAGAGAAAAGAGAAUACACCAAAGGAAGCUGGUGAGGUCAACAGAAAGAGCCAGCCACAGGUGCUGCUGCCCCAUAGUGGCGGCUUGUGGGUGCCAGACGGAAAGCAUUUUCCAUCGUCAGCACUCAAAUCUCUGGAAUUCAGACGAGCCAUGUCAUCGUUCGUUUCUGGCUAAUAGUGUGGCUUAGUGAGCUCCGUUGACCGUUUUCUAGCUUGGUUACAGAUUGUAGAUCUCCUAAUGACCCGUAGCUGACCUGUUCGUUUUUCUUGGAUGUGAAGACGUGGGACCUUGACUGGUUUAGAGAUAGUUUUUACUUGUUUGGUUGUAAUGCUUUGCUCUAUUACUCCGUGUAGAUUUGGGUCCCUUUGCCUGGAAAUGUGGUAAUUGUUGGAUAUUUCUGAAAGGAAAUAUGGUGUCUUCUUGGCCAUAUACCAUUAUCGCCUCGAACUUUUGUCUGUGUGAAACAGUUUAUAUACUGUAUGUACUUUAUAUUAGUAAAUGCAUAAUACUCCCUCUGAUCUCAAAUUUAUAAA